Molecule: messenger RNA, 1752 nt
Organism: Tripterygium wilfordii
Lineage: Eukaryota; Viridiplantae; Streptophyta; Magnoliopsida; Celastrales; Celastraceae
Product: V-type proton ATPase subunit H-like
Exons: 12
Coding region: 130-1488 (452 amino acids)
Biological process (GO): proton transmembrane transport
Cellular component (GO): vacuolar proton-transporting V-type ATPase, V1 domain
Molecular function (GO): heme binding; proton-transporting ATPase activity, rotational mechanism
Source: RefSeq, a predicted model, not a curated record
AAAUCGCGUUGUGCUUCCUCAACGAUCACAGAACAGAACAACAAUAGCGGAGCCAGAAAUUACAUUCCCAGCCAGGUAUUUGAAUUGGUGGAGAAAACUGAUAAGAGCAUUUAGGGAUUUCCGUUAUCAAUGGACCAAGCUGAACUGACAACAGAACAGGUUCUAAGAAGAGACAUCCCAUGGGAGGCUUACAUGACAACUAAGCUGAUUUCGGGAACAGGUCUUCAGCUGUUAAGACGUUAUGAUAAAAAACCUGAAAGUUACAAGGCACAGUUGCUGGAAGAUGAUGGUCCGGCUUAUGUUCGGGUAUUUGUUAGCAUUUUGCGGGAUAUAUUCAAAGAGGAAACGGUAGAAUAUGUUCUAGCUUUAAUUGAUGAAAUGCUCACAGCAAACCCAAAAAGAGCCAGACUUUUCCACGAAAAAUCUCUCACCAAUGAAGAUACUUAUGAACCUUUCUUAAGAUUGCUUUGGAAAGGUAAUUGGUUCGUACAAGAAAAGAGCUGCAAGAUUCUUGCUUUGAUAGUAAGUGCUAGGCCAAAACACCAUGGUGGUGCUGUUUCAAAUGGGGAAGUUGCCAGUUCUAAAAGUAAAGUCACUAGCAUCGAUGAUGUGUUGAAAGGAUUAGUUGAAUGGCUCUGUGUGCAGCUAAAGAAUCCUUCUCAUCCUAGUCGGGGCAUUCCAGCAGCUAUUAGUUGUCUUGCAACAUUGCUUAAGGAACCCAUUGUUAGGUCUUCCUUUGUUCAAGCAGAUGGGGUGAAGUUGCUGAUCCCUUUUAUCUCUCCGGCAUCAACCCAACAAUCUAUUCAGCUUCUUUAUGAAACAUGUCUCUGUAUCUGGCUCUUAUCUUACUAUGAACCUGCAUUUGAAUACUUGGCUACCUCUAGAACCCUUCCGCGUCUGCUAGAGGUUGUUAAGAGUUCCACAAAAGAGAAGGUGGUCAGGGUGGUUGUCUUGACCUUCAGGAACUUGCUCCACAAAGGAACGUUUGGUGCUCAGAUGGUGGACCUUGGACUGCCACAAAUUGUUCAGAGUUUGAAAACACAAGCAUGGAGCGAUGAGGACCUGUUGGAAGCUCUGAACCAACUGGAAGAAGGGUUGAAGGAUAACAUUAAGAAGUUAAGUUCUUUUGACAAGUACAAGCAAGAAGUGUUCCUUGGCCAUCUUGACUGGUCUCCUAUGCACAAAGACCCUAUGUUUUGGCGUGAGAAUAUUAAAAUUUUCGAGGAGAAUGAUUUUCAGAUUCUUAGGGUCCUUAUCACAAUUUUGGACACCUCGAGUGAUCCAAGAGCCCUGGCUGUUGCUUGCUUUGACCUCUCCCGGUUUGUCCAGCACCAUCCAGCUGGUCGCGUCAUAUUGACAGACCUCAGGGCCAAGGAACGGGUUAUGAAACUGAUGAACCAUGAAAAUGCCGAAGUUACCAAAAAUGCUCUUGUAUGCAUUCAGAGGCUUUUCCUUGGUGCAAAAUAUGCGAGCUUUUUGCAAGCUUGAUUCCAUCCCAUUUGUGUUUGUAAUGGUAAAUCGUUCAUACAUUCUACAUUUGAUCGGUACACGGGACUUUGUCAUUUCAAUCAGCUUAUAAUGUUUGUGAUUAAAUCUUUUGAAGAGUGAAUUGUUAUUUCUUUUAAGGAAUAAUUAGUUCAGAUUAUGGGCUGCGGAAUAAAAUAUGCACAAGUGUGCUGCUUGAUAUUUGUAUGCGUACUACCUGUCUAUUGAUAGACAGUUAAACAUUGAACCGUGUCAGACUUUGUUUCA